This is a messenger RNA of Mugil cephalus (flathead mullet), 4309 nucleotides long. It is a transcript of the gene zmat4a, whose product is annotated as zinc finger, matrin-type 4a. The record is from RefSeq and is a predicted model, not a curated record. Gene Ontology annotation, cellular component: nucleus. Lineage: Eukaryota; Metazoa; Chordata; Actinopteri; Mugiliformes; Mugilidae. The coding region runs from base 90 to 872 and encodes 260 amino acids. The transcript has 7 exons. Gene Ontology annotation, molecular function: zinc ion binding; nucleic acid binding.
CAGCGGCAGAUUGUACUACGGUGUAGUACCGCUGCCAGCAGCAGACGCGUCUCCCGCUCAGCCUGUCGCUCCUCAGCAUCCUCUGGUUAAUGGAUUAUACAGUGUCCCUACAAGUGCAACAUCAGCUGGCGGUGUUCCCGACGCACUUCUAUCAGGGCUACAGUGUGGAGUUACAGAUGAAGUCAACAGAGGUGGACCAAGGGCUUUUCACAGACAGCUACUGCAAAGUGUGCAGCGCUCAGCUCAUCUCCGAGUCCCAGAGGGUUGCCCAUUAUGAGAGUCGGAAACACGCCAACAAAGUGCGGUUGUAUUACAUGCUACAUCCUGUGGAUGGAGGCUGCCCUGCCAAGAAGCUCAGAACAGACAAUGGCAGCGACGAGGGCGACGUGGACAAGAAUAAGUGCUGCACGCUGUGUAACAUGUCCUUCACCUCAGCAGUGGUGGCACAGUCACACUACCAGGGUAAAAUCCACGCCAAGAGGCUAAAACUGCUACUGGGGGAGCAGCCUGCUAUCACAACCAAAGAGGCAUCCCCCAGUCCUGUAAAGAGUUCCCCAGAGACGUCUCCCAUGACCUCCCCGCGACAGCGCCGCGACUCGGACCGCUACUGCCAGCUAUGCAACGCCUGGUUCAACAACCCGGGCAUGGCUCAGCAACAUUACGACGGCAAAAAGCACAAGAAGAACGCUGCCAGGGCAGAUCUGCUGGAGCAACUGGGCAAAACCCUGGAUAUGGGGGAGAUGAAAGGUCUGAAACGGAGCUACACCUGUGAAGUCUGCAGCGUCACACUCAACUCGGUGGCACAGUACCAUGCACAUCUCCAGGGCUCAAAGCACCAAAACAAUCUGAAGAAUCAGAUAUGUGUCCAGUGAGCGUGGCGUUGACGAUGAAAACCAACUACUGGAUUGAUGUCAGACAAGCUGUGAUCAGCUUGCCCUGCUUUUUCUGCCUCUGCCCCGCUCUCACUCUCCCCUCAACUUCAUUUCAGUUUCUCUUUCUCUUUCUGUCUCUUUCUUUCUCUCUUUCUGUCCUGGAUUUUCACUCUGUCCGCUUUGGCCGCCCUGACAAGGAGGAAAACAAAGAGAUUUGUUUUCAACACUCUAGCAUUGCAUAUGCUCUCUAUAUCUGUCACAGUUGAAACAGUUCCUCUGCAUUGCUGGCCACUCAUAAAUCACUGACCUUUGACAUUCCACUGAAGCUGUAUACAGUGUUUUGUUUUGUUUUGUUUUAUUUAUUUUUUUUAAAUCCACUGACAGUCUGAGAGCGUUAAAGUGGAUCCAAUGCACAGCAGCCUUUCUAAAAAUGCAUGGACGAACUUGCUUUAUUUUUCGCGGGACGCAGUAUGUGGAAUUUUGUAGUAAGAUGAAUUUUGAAUUGGGAGUAUAAUGUUCUGUUUUCUUUUACUUGAAUGAAACAUGCAUAUUUAUUUGUAAUGAAAAGUAAAUGAUGUACAUUAUUUAGCAUUAUGGGCUUUAUUUUAUUAUUAUAAUUUGUAGCUUUAUUUUAUGUGUCACUGUCACUCUCUUUGCCCUCACAUUCUGUAUGGUACACACAGUGUAAAGCUUUUGCUGCAUACUUUCUGGCAGUGUAACUAAAUCCCUGUGCAGCUUAAAAGGGGUUGAUGGCAAUAAUUGACACUGGUGGGAUUCUUACUAUGUUGUAAAGGUAUCUUUAUAUGGGCUCUGGUAGUCCAGAAAAACGGAUAACAUAUGUCUGCAUCUACACAGGAAAUGUAUCUUUUAAUUAUAAAAAUAACUUUUUUUUUUUUUUUUUUUUACACCUUUAAACAUUGAUUUUCCUAUUUUCAUUUCCCAUAUUAGUAAUAACUUCACCCUCACCAAGUUAAUUGAUGAGCCCUAGUAACACGACCAAGAAGAAAUACAAUGUGGCAAGAAACACAGACAAUAACCAAGGUCAUGUAAAAUCCUCCAAGUUAAUCAAGUUCACGUGUGAGGAAACAAAAAAAAAAAAUACAAGUCAAAUUUAAUUGAUUGCUCCAGCUUAAUCCAUGCAGUUCUGCAUUAUCUUCCAGGUGACGGCGGGUCAAGCAAAGUAGUCCAGAUAUUUUUCUUCCCAUCUCUCAGCUCCCUGUGUCUUUCCCAGGCCAGUUAGGCUAUAUUGCCUUUAGCAGGUUCCAGGUUUCCACCAGUAUCUCCGUCCAUGUGUACUCCUUUUAAGUUAAAAGUGGCUUCCACUCCAAAUGACUGAGCUCUCCAUUUUACUAAAGGCUGAAUUAUUCUCCCGUGGAGACACACUUACACACGUCUGGAAACCUGCACUGAGAAGGGUGUUGCAGGCAACCGUAAGUUACAGAUGCAGUCAGAGCUUCCAACCCUCCCACCGACAUGUAGUGUGAGGCUGUGUAAGCUUUAUUUGUUGAUCCUAUUCUUGUAUGCAAGAAAUACAUGUUUGAAAAGCAAAUGUAAAUAGUGUACAGGGAAGUAUAACAAAGGAGCCAGGUAAUAGUCUACAAAAGACCCAUAUGUGUCUGUAGUGUCAAUCUUUCAAGCCUGUUAUGUGAGAAUUUUAUCCUCACUCGUGACCACCUUCUAUUGUUGGGGAAACUUAUUAUUAAUCAAGUCCUUUUUCCAGUAGAAUAGUAACACCUCAGAUUCUGUAGUGCUAAUAGCCAUCUAUGAUAAUAUUAAUAUUAAAACAUCCACUUUGGUCACUGGAGAUCGUAGCCUGGUGAUCUGGUUAACAAAAUGGUGGAGUAUGUUCGACAGAAGUGCUUGUCAGAUGGUUGAAGAGUGUCUGAUAUUCCCUUGUUCCACAGGAAGCAAGGAGGGCUGCAUUACACAAGUUCUGUAACAUUACAAUGCAGUCACACAAAACUGAUCAUGUGGAAGUGAAUAUUAGGAACUGCUUUAAUCAAAGGUUUCCUUGUACAUGGUUAGUUUGUAGGAAAUACACAUGUGUUCCUGCCCCGGCUGUGCCUUCAGACUUCGUUUAAACCCAAACACGGUUUUCAAACUGACUUCUUGGUUCCAAUUUAUUUUGACCAUUGAAGUGUCUGAUUGUCUGACCAUUCAUGUUUCUUGCCCCAAUGCAAUUUUCUGCCAAAGUGACCCUAGAUCUAAGAGCAGAGCACAUUACUUUGGUGAGGACAUUGUUCUCACAUGGUGACAUAAAUUACACCCAAUACAUCAGACAUUUGAUCCGAGUUGAGAUGGGCCACAAUCUAAACUCAAUAGGCAGAUUUUUCAUCGUCUCAACAGAUGUCAAACACAACCUCUUCUUGCAAGUUAAAGACUGGAUUUGUCUUUUACUGUGUAAUGCAGCAUAUACAGUCUAUUCUAUGUGAUCGGUGUUAUAGGUUUAGAAAUAUUUCCUUUCAUUUCAGUAUGGUCUUCAUCUCAGGGAGGUGUAAGUGGUUGCUUUUGUGAAAUUUAACACUGCUGCAGAGAGUUGAACAUUCGCACGUACCGAAUCCAUUCCACUAUGGAGCCUUGUAGAAUGUGUCGGUAGAUAAGGUGCAAAGGACUAAACCAUAACUAAUGGUUUCACAGAUGAAUAUUAUUAUUAUUAUUGUGGAGUGUUUUAAAGGAUAAUCCAGCUUUAUAUACUGUAUACCUAUAUAUAUAUAUAUACUAUUAUUUGAAGCUUAUGUAGCAGUCUUCUUUCUUACAUGUCAUGUUAAGAAAUUAAAGAUGUUGACUUUAAAAGCCAGUAUUGUAUAAAUAAAAACUAGGAGGUAAACUAUACAUGAAUAAUCUAGUACUGUUGUGAUCAGAUUAAGUUGUAAUUGCUAUCUGUUUACAGUAUAAGUAAUUUCACCUACUGUCAUUUUCAGUGCUGUGUCAACUGCAGACCUGUGUUUGAUUCAAAUGUAGCUUUGACUUGUUAAAGCAUUUUGUUUUGCAGAGACCUCUUAAUUUAUUGACAGCUGAAACCACUUGAACAUUGACCUGGAGAUUUGUACCGAGAAAGAGAAGAACAAGCAUCAUUAAGCGCCAUGGAUUGAAAACUGAAAGAACUGUAGCUGGCUGAUGUCAGAGCCGCCAGCUGAUGGGAGCGACUCCACCGUCUACGACAUUGACAAUUUGUAGAAAUGUGUUUUUUUAAUAUUGCAAAUAAGACGUGCACGAAUAAUUUGUUAUCGCAAGAAAACGAAAAAAAGAAAAAAAAACUCCACUGAACUGCUUUGCUCACCCUGAGUGAUAUCAUCUCUGACCAAAUGUUGCUUUGGAUCAGUCAUUUCUCCUUCAUCACAGGACGUCCACCUCUCAUACACCCUCUAGUCCUCUUGUGCUCUGGGUUAUGUGCUCUAUUGUGUCUCAGAAAAGAAUAAAAGACACUUGCAACUACA